GUUGGCAGCGUUCCUCCUGCGCAAAUCCCGGGAUGCUGGUUGCCGUGGUUUCCCAGAUCACAUGCACGGCUUUAUUGUAGCCAGCAGCGGAAAAAAAAGAUGCCAGCUCUUGCCAUUUUUACGCCUGCAAAUUAGAGGACACGAUCGGACACGCGCGGAAAUAUAGAUGCAGAUGGUGGAAUAGCGAGAAAUCCGUCGCGCGCUCUCUGACGCGGCAUUAAUACUUUCAGCAGACGCGGCGAAAUAGCGGACCGAUUUGAUUUGAUUUUUUUUUAAGCGCAAGAUCGGGCCGAAUUUUGCGCACAUUUCAUCAGGAAUGAGUAUAGAAAUCCCCGAGGGCUUGACGGAGCUUUUGCAGAGCUUUACCGUGGAGGUCCUGAGGAAUCAGCCCGGGGAUCUGCUGGAGUUCGCCCUGCAGUACUUCACCCGGCUCAAGGAGAAUGAGACCCGCGGCGGCGCGUUCGGCAAUGAGCACAAUUCGGCCGGUCGAACGGGCAAAGCCGUCAACUUCAUUGAGGAGGCCAUGCAGAUCGACUCUGAGAACGGAGAGGAAGAUGAUGAUGAUGAAGAAUUCGUAGCUCCUGUAAUCAACAGAUUUGUCCGGAGAGCUUCUGUGUGUGCGGAGGCGUAUAACCCUGAUGAGGAUGAAGAGGAGAGGGAACCAAGGGUCACUUACCCUAAAACAGACGAGCAGAGGCAAAGACUACAGGAAGCCUGCAAAGACAUCAUACUGUUCAAAAACCUGGACCAGGAACAGAUGUCCGAAGUGUUGGAUGCCAUGUUUGAGAAGGUAGUUGUGACAGGGGAGCGCAUUAUCGAUCAAGACGACGAUGGCGACAACUUUUACGUCAUUGAGAGAGGAACGUUUGACAUUCUGUUGAAGGCGGAGGGCACCACGCGGACCGUGGGAUGUUAUGAUAACCGCGGGAGUUUUGGAGAGCUCGCCCUCAUGUAUAACACCCCAAGGGCGGCCACCAUCAUUGCUACCUCAUCUGGAGCCCUGUGGUGUCUAGAUCGAUUGACAUUCAGAAGGAUCAUUGUAAAAAACAAUGCGAAGAAAAGAAAAAUGUACGAGGCUUUUAUUGGGACCCUUCCACUGCUCACGUCACUGGAGGUUUCAGAGAGAAUGAAAGUUGUUGAUGUUUUGUCAACCAAAGUAUACAAGAGUGGGGAACAGAUCAUCGCUCAGGGUGAUUUGGCUGAUUGCUUCUACAUCGUAGAGUCAGGACACGUCAGGAUUGCUAUGAAGAGAAGCAAAUCAAAAAAUGAAACUGAGGAUGAAGAAGUGGAGAUUGCCAUGUGCUCCAGGGGGCAGUAUUUUGGAGAGUUGGCUCUUGUCACCAACAAACCACGGGCAGCAUCUGCAUAUGCUGUGGACAACGUCAAAUGCUUAGCAAUGGAUGUGCAGGCGUUUGAGAGGUUAUUAGGCCCCUGCAUGGACAUCAUGAAACGGAACAUUGCGAAUUACGAAGAGCAGCUGAUCACACUCUUCGGGAGUCAAAUCGCAAUAGAGGAGCCGACUGCAUGAAAUCAGUAAAUCAAUAAAC
This is a messenger RNA of Myxocyprinus asiaticus (Chinese sucker), 1547 nucleotides long. RefSeq names its product cAMP-dependent protein kinase type II-beta regulatory subunit-like. The transcript has 11 exons. Bases 317 to 1528 code for a protein of 403 amino acids. NCBI's taxonomy places the organism in Eukaryota, Metazoa, Chordata, Actinopteri, Cypriniformes, Catostomidae. Gene Ontology annotation, cellular component: cAMP-dependent protein kinase complex. The record is from RefSeq and is a predicted model, not a curated record. Gene Ontology annotation, biological process: regulation of protein phosphorylation. Gene Ontology annotation, molecular function: cAMP-dependent protein kinase regulator activity.